UUGUAAAGAAUGGAAGAUAAGAUAAGCUAAACUACCCAAAAACCAUACCUUCAAAUUCCUCAACAAAUGCAUUUCAAUCUAAAAAACUCAGCACAUCUGAAAUAGCCAUGUCGGGCAAAGAAGAUGAACAGGCCAUUCCAUUGCUUUUAGAUACUCCAUCAUCAUCAUCUUCUGUACAACCUAAUGGGCCACUGAUAAGAACAGGGACUGUUUGGACAGCAAUUGCCCAUGUAAUAACAGGGGUGAUAGGAUCUGGAGUGCUGUCACUAGCCUGGAGUGUGGCUCAGCUAGGCUGGAUUGCAGGUCCUUUGUGCAUAAUGGUCUUUGGAGUGAUUGCUGUAGUUGUUUCAUAUCUUCUUUGUGAUUGCUAUAGAUCUCCUGAUCCACAAUUUGGACCUGCUAGAAACCCAUCCUAUACUGCAGCUGUGAAGUCCUACUUAGGAGAAAAGAGCAUGUGGGUGUGUGGAGCUUUUGUUCAAGAGAGCUAUUAUGGAUAUGGGAUUGCUUACACAAUAACAGCUGCCAUCAGUAUGAGUUGUUGCAGAGCAAUUCAGAAAUCAGACUGUUAUCACAAGGAAGGGCACAAUGCUCCAUGUGACUAUGGGGGCAGUCUAUAUAUGUUGCUAUUUGGAGCAGUUCAGGUUUUCCUCUCUCAGAUACGUGACUUCCAUAACAUGGCAUGGCUCUCCAUAAUUGCUGCGAUAAUGUCUUUUUCAUAUUCCUCCAUCGGUUUGGGACUCGGCUUAGCAAAAACAAUAGGAGAUGGAAAGAUUAAAGGGGACAUUUAUGGAGUGUCUAAAACUACUGUAGUUGAAAAAGUAUGGGUUGUUGCUCAAGCAAUCGGAGACAUCGCUUUUGCUUUCACAUACAACAUUAUUCUUUUGGAGAUAGAGGACACCCUGAAGUCGCCACCACCAGAAAAUCAGACCAUGAAGAAGGCCUCUGCAGCAGCUAUUCUUCUUACUACCACCCUCUAUCUUUGCUGUGUUUGUUUCGGGUAUGCAGCCUUUGGCGACCAAACACCUGGAAAUCUGUUGACUGGCUUUGGAUUCUAUGAACCGUAUUGGCUUGUUGACUUCGCUAACGCAUGUGUCGUUCUUCAUCUCAUUGGAGGAUAUCAGGUGUACAGCCAGCCAUUAUUUGCUGAAGCAGAAAGAUGGAUAACAAAGAAACUACCCGACAACGAAUUUGUCAACAAUGUUUACACCAUCAAGCUCCCAAUGCUGCCGGUUUUCAAAUUGAAUCUUCUCCGGCUAUGCUUUAGAACUACUUACGUUGCAUCUACCACAGGAAUCGCCCUACUGUUUCCUUACUUCAACGAUGUUUUAGGAGUACUGGGUGCUUUGAACUUUUGGCCUUUGGCUAUAUACUUCCCUGUGGACAUGUACCUCAGGCAAAGAAAUAUAAGAGCUUGGACAAGAAUGUGGGUUGUGUUUCAGGCCUUUAGAGCAGUUUGCUUGGUUGUGACCAUUGUAGCCUUUGUUGGGUCCAUGGAGGGGCUUAUAACUUCCAAAUUGAGCUGAGAAAUGUCUUUGCUGCUAGGGUUAGAAUAAAGGUUUUGUAGUGAAUUUGAUGAAGCAAAGCCAGUUAGGCAGUUACUAGUUCAUGUAGAACAAUUUUUUUGACAAGUCCGUUAAUUUUAUUGGAAGGUCUCUGUUGAAGUCUC
Camellia sinensis is the source of this 1666-nucleotide messenger RNA. Its product is annotated as putative amino acid permease 7. Lineage: Eukaryota; Viridiplantae; Streptophyta; Magnoliopsida; Ericales; Theaceae. The record is from RefSeq and is a predicted model, not a curated record.